AAUACAGUAAGUAGCGAGCCGGCGAUGUGAAUGCACGUGUUUUCGCUUCAACUCACCUGGGCGAACCCAAGAAACCAAAGCAACAGCAAAACACACAAAUAUCAAUUUUAUAAAUACGAAAACACUGUGUUGUGCAUACUAAAUACACAGAUUUACAACAAAACAGAAACAAAUUUUUUUUAAGUAAUAUUUUUUACAAGUGCGCCGAAAAAAGAACAAGACCCGAAAAAGUGUUUGAGAACCCUAAACAAUUGAAGAAGCCACAUCUUUCUCAGCACUUACGAAAAACAAAUGAAAAACUAAAUCAAAAUCUUUUACAACGAAAAUCCGACACUGCUGAAUGGCAAUUUUUUUAAAGUACGUUUUUUAGGAAAAAAAUUCCUUAAAAAAUAAAAAACCAAAAACAGAACCUCCAACACAAACUAUCUUUCUGAUUGACUACUUUUAAUUUAAAAAAAAAAAAAAGGAACAACUUCCAAGACAUGAAGAGGGCCAAACAAAAGUUGGCUUGAGCUCGGCUCAUGAAAAAACUAAAACUGAAAUCAAAAAUUUUUUUUUUUGAAGCAGUGGACGAGCGGCGGACAAACAUACACACACAAUUGGAUUAGUGUUUUGUUUAUUUCGGACCCACUGUGACUGUCCCUCGUCCACCCGUCGAAAAACAAAAUCUCAAUCUCGCCGACUCCUUGAAAUCGUCGCGUGUCGCUGUCGCGUUUCGUUUCCGUUGAUCGCUAAUCGUUUAUCGUUGAUCGCAUCGCAUCCAUCAUGCCGAAGAUAUUCCUGAUCAAGAAUCGCUUGCACCAGCAGCAACAACGUUUGCUCGAAUCGCAGAAUUUGCUGCAGCACAAGAACCAGGAUGACGAGCGCUUGGUGCCACCUCUCAGUCCCAGUCCCAGUGGCAGUGCCAGCGGCCCCUCGCCUUCCCCGACGCCGACGCCCACGCCCACCGCCCAGCCUCCACCGGAACCACAAGGUCAGGGGCAACAGGUGCUCGGACAGGUGCCGCCCGAUCCAGAUCAGCAGCCGCUGAGCCUCACGCGCAAGCGAUUCCACCACCGCCGCCACUAUUUCGGACAAUCGCGCCACAGUCUCGAACACCUUAAUCAAAAUCAAAAUCAAAAUCAGAACCCGAACACCAAUCCAACACAAAAUCGAGCAGAAUUGGAAGUCGAAAAUGCUACAGGCCAAGUUCAAAAUGAAAACUUCGCCGCUGAAUUGCUGCAGCGUUUAACCCCCACCACCACCACCACUACACAAAAUAAUAUUGUUAACCCAUUAACGCCGCCUGGUAAAAGCGAUAGUUUGGUUAAUAAUAUUAAAGCCACCACCUCCGAUUUAGCCACAAAAGACUGCACAAUUGAAAAAUCCCCAAUCAGCAUACCAAAAAAUCAGCAAGAAGCGGACGACGAAGACGAGAAGAAGGAGGAAGAGCGUGUGAAGGAGAGCGGAGAAGCCGACGAACGGGAGAGCAAAGCAGAGCAGAAGCAGGAGGAGGAAGAGGACGAAGACGAGGUGGAUGUGGGCGUAGAGGCGCCACGGCCGCGAUUCUACAACACCGGCGUGGUUUUAACCCAGGCACAACGCAAGGAAUAUCCCCAAGAGCCCAAGGACCUAUCGCUAUCGAUCGCCCCAUCCUCGUCAGCUUCCCCAAAAAGCGACUCUGACUCGGACUCCGACUCCGAUGGCGGUUGCAAGUUGAUUGUAGACGAGAAGCCGCCACUGCCGGUAGUGAAACCCAUAUCCCUGCGCCUGAGCAGCACACCGCCACCAGCGGAUCAGCGUCCGAGUCCGCCGCCCCCCAGAGAUCCAGCGCCUGCGGUCCGCUGCUCGGUCAUCCAACGAGCACCGCAGUCCCAGUUGCCCAACGGCACCAGUAGCAUCGGCAGAUCGGGGUUCCUAUUGCCGCCGCUCGAUCAGCUGGGGCCCGAGCAACAGGAGCCGAUCGAUUACCAUGUGCCCAGGCGCCGCAGUCCCUCGUACGAUUCGGACGAGGAACUGAACGCCAGGCGGCUGGAACGGGCACGUCAGGUGCGCGAGGCACGCCGCAGGAGCACCAUCUUGGCCGCCAGAGUGCUGUUGGCCCAGUCGCAGCGAUUGAAUCCGCGCCUGGUGCGCUCGUUGCCCGGAAUAUUGGCCGCUGCCGCCGGACACGGACGGAAUAGCAGUAGUUCCGGUGGUGCUGCCGGUCAGGGCUUUCAAUCCUCGGGCUUUGGCAGUCAGAACAGCGGAAGCGGCUCCUCGAGCGGCAAUCAGAACGCGGGCAGUGGUGCUGGCUCACCCGGAUCCGGUGCCGGCGGAGGAGGUGGCAUGGGCGGCGGUCGUGACGGCCGAGGGAACUACGGACCCAAUUCACCGCCCACGGGCGCACUGCCGCCCUUUUACGAGAGCCUCAAGAGCGGCCAACAGAGCACGGCCAGCAAUAAUACGGGCCAGAGUCCCGGAAAUCACGCGCACUUCAACGCCAAUCCAGCGAAUUUCCUGCAAAACGCAGCUGCAGCCGCGUACAUCAUGUCCGCUGGCUCGGGAGGAUCGGGGACUGCAGGAGGAGGAGGAGGCGGUGGAGGAGGAGCAGCAGGUGGCGGGGCAAACGGAGGUGGUAGUGGUGGCCCAGGAUCAAACAGUGGUGGUGGUGGCAAUGGCUACAUCAAUUGUGGCGGUGUUGGUGGCCCAAACAGUCAUCUCGAUGGUAAUAAUCUUUUGAACUUCGCCAGUGUUUCUAACUAUAACGACUCCAAUUCCAAAUUCCAUAAUCACCAUCAUCAUCAUCACCAUCAACACAACAACAACAACAACAAUAACAACAACAAUGGUCAAUCCUCGAUAAUGGGUCAUCCGUUCUACGGCGGCAAUCCCUCAGCGUACGGCAUUAUACUGAAGGAUGAGCCGGACAUUGAGUACGAUGAGGCCAAGAUUGAUAUCGGCACCUUUGCGCAGAACAUUAUCCAGGCGACGAUGGGCAGCUCGGGGCAGUUCAAUGCCAGCGCCUACGAGGAUGCUAUAAUGUCGGAUCUGGCCACUUCGGGCCAGUGUCCGAACGGUGCCGUGGAUCCGCUGCAGUUUACGGCCACGCUGAUGCUGAGUUCGCAGACGGAUCAUCUGCUGGAGCAGCUGUCCGAUGCCGUUGAUCUGAGCUCGUUCCUGCAGCGCAGCUGCGUGGACGACGAGGAGUCGACGAGUCCGCGGCAAGACUUCGAGCUGGUGUCCACGCCCUCGCUGACGCCCGACUCGGUGACGCCGGUGGAUCAGCACAACGGCAACACGGCGCAGCUGGACGCCCUGCACGAGAAUCUGUUGACGCAGCUAACCCACAACAUGGCCAGGAAUGGCGGCAAUCAACAUCAACAGCAGCAGCAGCAUCAUCAGCACGGUGUGCAGCAGCAACAGCACGGCGUGCAGCAGCAGCACAAUGUGCAGCAGCAGCAGCAACAGCACAAUGUGCAGCAGCAGCAGCAACAGCACAAUGUACAGCAGCAGCACGUGCAGCAGCAACCGCCGCCGUCGUAUCAACAUGCCACGCGUGGCCUGAUGAUGCAGCAGCAGCCGCAGCACGGCGGCUACCAGCAGCAGGCUGCCAUGAUGUCGCAGCAGCAGUUGCUCAGCCAGCAGCAACAAUCGCAUCACCAGCAGCAGCAGCACGCCUACCAGCAGCAGCACAACAUGUAUGCCCAGCAGCAGCAGCAGCAACAUCACCAGCAGCAGCAACAGCAGCAGCAGCAUCACUUCCACCACCAGCAACAGCAGCAGCAGCAACAACAGUCGCACCAUGCGCAUCUCCAUGGUCAUGGCCACGACAACAGCAACAUGUCGCUGCCAUCGCCAACUGCUGCGGCUGCUGCGGCGGCUGCUGCUGCGGCUGCUGCUGCAGCGGCUGCGGCCGCCCACCUGCAGCGACCCAUGAGCAGCAGCAGCAGCUCGGGCGGCACAAACAGCAGCAACAGCAGCGGCGGCGGUAGCAGCAACAGUCCGCUUUUGGACGCCAAUGCAGCGGCAGCGGCUGCGGCCGCCCUGCUGGACACCAAGCCACUCAUCCAAAGCGUAAGUAAUCCCUUUUUUCGUCAACUAAAUACCCAAUCACAGCAGCAACAGCAGGAGCAACCAGCAUUGUCGCCGCCGGCGGCGAGCAGCAAGCAAUUCACCCUGAUGAAAACGACCAGGUACACGGAGUUUGUGGAGAUGGUGGCGCUCGAUGUGCUGGUCAAGCCAGAGAUGAAACUCGAAUCGCAUUCCGAGGUGGCGGAGAUGACAACAGCCGAGGCAGAGGAGGUGGUGACCUUGGCGGCGGAGGCAGCCACAGAAACAGCAACGGUAAAGGCUGAAACUCAAGACUCCACAUCGGAUCAUCGAAACUGCAGCGCAUCCUCGUCCUCCUCGGGGAGAAAGUUGCGCGGCAGGGCCAAAGCGGUGGCUUGUGGCGCCACCAUGAUCACGCUGAUAUCCACGAUGAAAUCGUCGCCAGAACUGCCGGCCACCAAGACGGUGCAUCGCACCACCCUGCGCUCCUUGGCCUCGGCGGCGGCGGCCACGGCAGCCGGUUUAUUGGCGCCGUCGCCCACCGUUUCCGUUUUGAACGAGAGCAAAGUUUUGCAGCGGCGCUUGGGCUUGCCGCCGGAUCUACAGCUGGAGUUUGUGAACGGCGGACACGGAAUCAAGAACCCACUGGCGGUGGAGAAUGCCCACGGUGGCCAUCACCGAAUUCGCAACAUCGAUUGCAUUGAUGAUCUCAGCAAGCAUGGCCACCACGCGCAGCAGCAGCAGCAGCAGGGUUCGCCGCAGCAGCAACAGCAGCAGCAGCAAAGCAUGCAGCAAUCCGUGCAGCAGCAACAACAGCAGUCGGUGCAACAGCAACAGUCGCUCCAGCAGCAGCAGCAACACCACCAGCACCACAGCAACAGCAGUGCCAGCAGCAAUGCCAGCAGCCACGGAUCCGCUGAAGCGCUCUGCAUGGGCUCGUCCUCUGGAGGAGCCAACGAGGACUCCUCGUCGGGCAACAACAAGUUCGUGUGUCGCGUCUGCAUGAAGACGUUCUCGCUGCAGCGCCUGCUCAACCGGCACAUGAAGUGCCACUCGGACAUCAAGCGCUACCUGUGCACCUUCUGCGGCAAGGGCUUCAACGACACCUUCGACCUCAAGCGGCACACGCGCACCCACACGGGCGUCCGGCCGUACAAGUGCAACCUGUGCGAGAAGAGCUUCACGCAGCGCUGUUCGCUGGAGUCGCACUGCCAGAAGGUGCACAGUGUGCAGCACCAGUACGCCUACAAGGAGCGCAGGGCCAAGAUGUACGUGUGCGAGGAGUGCGGCCACACCACCUGCGAACCGGAGGUGCAUUAUCUGCACCUGAAGAACAACCAUCCCUUCUCGCCGGCUCUGCUGAAGUUCUACGAUAAGCGGCACUUCAAGUUCACCAACUCGCAGUUCGCCAACAAUCUGCUCGGCCAGCUGCCCAUGCCAGUCCACAAUUAGUGGCUGGCUGCACCACUUAGGAUCUAAGAACGCGAAAUACUUAAGCAAACCAAUAUUGUGACUUUGAAGUUUUUUGAAAACUGCCCCCCGCGGAGGAUACGGAAUUUUUGGAGAUUAUGCUUACUUUGUAUAUUUUUGCCUAGCCUUAGGAUUAGCUACUAUCUGUAGGACUUAUCAUCACGCUACCCCCCACUCACUUUGCUGUGCAAAUCUCUCUCACUUGAACACUUAUGUUUAUAGUUAAUCUUGAAUUUUCGUUUAUUACAUUCUUAUUAUUUUUUUUUUUUGGAAAACCGCUUCUUAGUCAAAAAGUUAUCGUUAGGAAUAAGGAAAAUGUUUAGAAGAUGCUUUGAGCAACACACAAAUUAUGAAAUAUUACUCGUACGCCUAGGAAUAUAUAUAAAUAUAUAUAUAUAACAAGAAAGUAUAUAAAGAAUAUAGCUGUAAGUUGUUAAGAGCUACCAACCGAACAAGCUGCAAACGUUUGCAUUUAUUUGUCUUCAGCACGAGAAGGAAGGAAGGGAUCGUGAAAGAAAUCGAGCAAGGAUACCAUAUUUAACACACCACCAACCAUAUGCAUAAAUAUUUAUUACUUAAUCACAAACCACAUUGCAAAGAGGCAAAGCAUUCAAAUAACCUAGGCUAAGAUCGAUAAAAACAAAAACAAAACUAGACUAAAGCUGUUCAUGAAUGAAGUCAAAGCCCAACAAACACAAACACAACAUAUUAUGGAAAAUCGAAUUGCGAAAAGAUAGUUCUUUGAAUUUAUAUCUUGCACUAAUCUUAGUACUUAGGCAAUACCACCAAUUGUACUGAUCUUUAAUGAACAAAACCACUAACUGUAUAUCUGAUGGUAUAUUAUUAAUUAAGCCUUAGUUUUAUCUGUAAGUUAAAGUACUUUUGAAUCUGGAUUCGAAUUUGAGUUUGAAUUUGAUAACGAUUUCGUUCGUUACAUUAAACUGCAUUAUUAUUUCUGUUUUA
This is a messenger RNA of Drosophila ficusphila, 6444 nucleotides long. RefSeq names its product transcriptional regulator ovo (gene ovo). The record is from RefSeq and is a predicted model, not a curated record. The transcript has 4 exons. Gene Ontology annotation, biological process: epidermal cell differentiation; regulation of transcription by RNA polymerase II. Gene Ontology annotation, molecular function: RNA polymerase II cis-regulatory region sequence-specific DNA binding; DNA-binding transcription factor activity, RNA polymerase II-specific. Bases 766 to 5463 code for a protein of 1565 amino acids. Gene Ontology annotation, cellular component: nucleus. NCBI's taxonomy places the organism in Eukaryota, Metazoa, Arthropoda, Insecta, Diptera, Drosophilidae.